Molecule: messenger RNA, 1151 nt
Organism: Budorcas taxicolor (takin)
Lineage: Eukaryota; Metazoa; Chordata; Mammalia; Artiodactyla; Bovidae
Gene: VAMP4
Product: vesicle associated membrane protein 4
Exons: 8
Coding region: 172-597 (141 amino acids)
Biological process (GO): Golgi ribbon formation; vesicle-mediated transport
Cellular component (GO): membrane
Source: RefSeq, a predicted model, not a curated record
GCCGGGUCCGCGCCCACUGUCUCCCCCUCCCCGCUCUCUUCUUCCGAUUCCCACUCCUUCCCCCGCCCGUCCAGCGCCGUCCGCCCGGGAGAGUUGACGGGAGCUCCCCGGGAGACUCAGGUGGUAAAGAUUUAUCCUGCUGGGAAGUAGAAGAGUACCUCAUUAAAAAAGAUGCCUCCCAAGUUCAAGCGCCACCUAAAUGAUGAUGAUGUCACAGGUUCUGUGAAAAGUGAAAGGAGAAAUCUUUUAGAAGAUGAUUCAGAUGAAGAAGAGGACUUUUUUCUAAGAGGACCAUCUGGACCAAGAUUUGGACCUAGAAAUGAUAAAAUUAAGCAUGUUCAGAAUCAGGUGGAUGAAGUCAUUGAUGUCAUGCAAGAAAAUAUUACAAAGGUAAUAGAAAGAGGGGAGAGACUAGAUGAACUACAGGACAAAUCAGAAAGCUUAUCGGAUAAUGCAACUGCUUUUAGCAACAGAUCCAAACAGCUUCGAAGGCAAAUGUGGUGGCGCGGAUGCAAAAUAAAAGCCAUCAUGGCUUUGGUUGCUGUUAUCCUUUUGUUAGUGAUUAUCAUUCUUAUAGUUGUGAAAUACCGUACUUGAUUUGAUGACAGAUCUUCAUUAAACAAAAUCUGGGACAAUAAUAAUAAAAGGUUGCUGCAUAAUUUAAAUGAAACCCAUGUAUAUAAAACUUUCACAGCUUCUUUUUCAAGAAAUUAAGAGGCAAGUAUCACUUCAAAUUGGAGCACUGAGAAUGUCCAGUUAUCUCCCUCCCUUCCAACAAAAUGUUGCUUUUAAUAAUUAUGUUUGAGGCAAAGAUAACCAGCCUUGAUUUUGCCAUAUUCCAAGGGUCUAAUUUGAAACUAGAUACUUGCCAAUUCACUAUUGUAUAUAUAGUUAAACACUGAUAAGGAUAUUUCAUACUGUUAUUUUAAUGGCAUAAGGACUUGUAUUUAUUGCAUCGAGGUGGGGAUCAGGCUGGUGGUCAAGGAGCCUCUGCAGAGUACCAAAUCAUCAUGCUGAAAGAUGAGUAUAACCAUUCCAUCGAGAUUUGCAAGAUUCUUCUCAAUUAACAAUUGCUUUGUAAGCAAUGUUCACAUGUUUAUAGAUGUAACAAAAGUUAAAUGUUGUAAAUGUUGCUGCCUUCAGCUAUAACU